AUGGCAUCCGUUCUCCCCCAGUCUCUCUUCCGUGGCUUCAGAGCUCUCCCCAGAGCUGCUGCAAGGCCCGGUCUUUCCGCCCUGCUGCCUCGCUCGCAGCCCCUCCUCCGCCGCUUCAUUGCGACGGAACAGCCUCGUCUGCGUCUGGGAUCUGUCGCUCCCAACUUCCAGGCUCAGACUACCCAUGGCAACAUUGACUUCCACGAGUUCAUCGGUGACAGCUGGGCUAUCCUCUUCUCCCACCCCGCCGACUUCACCCCCGUCUGCACAACCGAGCUGGGUGCCUUUGCCAAGCUCAAGGGCGAGUUCGAGAAGCGCAAUGUCAAGAUGAUCGGUCUGAGCGCCAACGACAUUGGCUCCCACGACAAAUGGAUUGAGGACAUCAACGAAGUCUCCUCCACCAACCUCCAGUUCCCCAUCAUUGGCGAUGCUGAGCGCAAGGUUGCCUUCCUCUACGACAUGAUCUCCCAGGAUGACUUGGACAACAUUGCCCAGAAGGGCAUUGCCUUCACCAUCCGAUCGGUCUUCAUCAUCGACCCCAGCAAGAAGAUCCGUCUUACUAUGAUGUACCCUGCCUCCACCGGCAGAAACUCUGCCGAGGUUCUAAGAGUCAUUGACUCCCUGCAGACCGGUGACAAGAAGGGUGUUGUCACCCCCAUCGACUGGCAGGUCGGAGAGGACGUGAUUGUGCCUCCUUCCAUCUCGACUUCCGACGCUAAGGCAAAGUUCGGUGAGGUCAGAGAGGUCAAGCCCUACCUGAGAUUCACCAAGGCCUAA
Messenger RNA from Aspergillus wentii DTO 134E9, 777 nucleotides. Its product is annotated as peroxiredoxin. The coding region runs from base 1 to 777 and encodes 258 amino acids. Gene Ontology annotation, cellular component: mitochondrion; cytosol. The record is from RefSeq and is a predicted model, not a curated record. Gene Ontology annotation, molecular function: thioredoxin peroxidase activity. The transcript is spliced from 3 exons. Gene Ontology annotation, biological process: cell redox homeostasis; cellular oxidant detoxification; cellular response to oxidative stress. NCBI's taxonomy places the organism in Eukaryota, Fungi, Ascomycota, Eurotiomycetes, Eurotiales, Aspergillaceae.